UCAUAAGCUAAAAAUGACAACUCAUUUCUCCACUCUCUUGACAAAAACAGAACGCCAAACAUUUUUGAUCAUUUAAACCUUUCAAAAACACAAAUCUCAAGAUCCAACCAAAAAAAGAAGAAAUGUCUCUGUUUCUUCUUCUUCUUCUUCUACUACUCCCAUUCAUCACUCCAUCUUCUCAAUCCUCAAUCCGAAACCUUCUUGAAGCUCGUGGUUUACCAGGUGGGUUGUUUCCCGACAACGUGGAGAGUUACAGUCUAGACGUAAAGACUGGGGAACUCGAAGUUCAGUUACAGAAUCCUUGUUUUGCUCGGUUCGAAAACAGAGUAUACUUUGAUAGUGUGAUUAAAGCAAAUCUUAGCUAUGGUGGGCUUGUUGGGCUUCAAGGUUUAACACAAGAAGAGCUUUUUCUUUGGUUGCCAGUCAAAGGCAUUGCAGUGAAUGAUUCUACUUCUGGACUUGUUCUUUUUGAUAUUGGUGUUGCUCAUAAACAAAUCUCUCGCUCUCUCUUUGAAGAUCCUCCUGUUUGCUAUCCUCCUGGAUCAAUUAUGGAGAACAUAGAGAAGAGGAAGAUGGAUAUUCAACUCCAGAGAUAAGAGAGCUUCUUUUGGGGUGUAUGACAUUCAAAACUUAAAUCUUCUCUGUGAAACGUGAAAGAAAGAUGUACUUCUUUUUUUUUGAGGGGGGCUGGGCUGUUUUGUGAAAACUGAAAUAUGGGAGAAAUUAUGUAAAAUCAGGAAAGAAGAGAGGAAAUUUUGGAACUUUGUAUAAACUAUGGGGUCCACAAAGUAAUCAAUUUUGUCACUUGUCUC
Messenger RNA from Raphanus sativus (radish), 812 nucleotides. RefSeq lists its product as uncharacterized. The transcript is spliced from 2 exons. The record is from RefSeq and is a predicted model, not a curated record. NCBI's taxonomy places the organism in Eukaryota, Viridiplantae, Streptophyta, Magnoliopsida, Brassicales, Brassicaceae. Bases 123 to 596 code for a protein of 157 amino acids.